This is a messenger RNA of Zymoseptoria tritici IPO323, 612 nucleotides long. RefSeq lists its product as uncharacterized. Bases 1 to 612 code for a protein of 203 amino acids. The record is from RefSeq and is a predicted model, not a curated record. NCBI's taxonomy places the organism in Eukaryota, Fungi, Ascomycota, Dothideomycetes, Mycosphaerellales, Mycosphaerellaceae. The transcript is spliced from 3 exons.
AUGUCGGAAAGGCGGAAUGUCAACGCACUCCACGUUGUGAAUAACAAUCUAAAGCAGUUUGCCAUAAGCCAGUACAACAAAGCAGGCGAGCAAACCAUUACUUGGCCUGGCCUCAGAAGUCUUGUCCUCAAAUACUGCAAGAUGUCUCCUCGCGCGACAGGUCGGCUUCUGCGAUUCUGUCCCAAUCUGCUCUCGCUGGAAUUGAGAUCAGCUUCCGGUAUCGAGCUCGAUUACGUGCAAAAUUACGGCCACUCACUCCGCGGACAUGGUCGUCGUCUACGACGUCUGGCUAUCGAUGCCGGUGAUAGCUGGCACGGCAAUGAGGAGAGACUUCGACAUCAAAUGCAAAGAGGUGCUUUGAUCAGUGGGACUGGAAGUCUGAGAGAUCUUGCUCAGCUCUUGGAUCUGGAAGCCACACCUUGGAUUUUGCUUUUUGGCCCUGAAAAUGAGCAUCAUCUUGCCAACGUCCUUCCUGGGACUCUGCAAAUGCUGACUCUCCUACCUUGCGCCACACGAGAAGUCGUGAUGGAUGUCGAGCAGGAAGUCAAUCUCCUUGAAGCGGACUUCCGAAACGUUGUCGUCGACUGCUCGGGAUCAUGGUUGACGACGUAA